GCAGGGAGGGGGAGGAGGAGCGGGCGGCGGUGGCGGUGCCUCGGGCUGGGUGGGGGGCGCCGUCCGUUCAGGUGCUGCUGGUGCUGGGGCCGCCGCGUAUCCCGGACCCGGCCGGGUCUGCGCUUCCGAGUCGCCGCCGCCGGACCCCGGGGUGGGGUGGGGAGGAAGCCGGAGACGCCGCGCGCCACACGCGAAAGAAAAGCACCAGAAGUAAAGAAACUUUUACAGCUUUUGUUGAUUUGGCUGUUAACGCUGAUCCCCCGAAUCAAAAAAAGCUGCUGAAACUUAGAAGCUGGUUUUGUCACAGAGUAAGAUGCCUUUGGAGAAUUCUGCAUUCCUCUUAGAUGAAUCUUUUAUAGCUUGAAUUCUGAGACUCAUGGUCAGCCCUACAGAAAAAUACACUGAACUUACAGUUUCUUGAAGAAUCAGUUAAAAAGAUCGCCGAAAUACAAAAGGAGAAGUGCAAAUGUCUCCCACGAGACGAAAACGUGGUAUGUUAUGUUGUUUACCGUAAGCUGCAGUAAAAUGAGCUCACUUGUUGACAGAGAUGAUGGUAGUAUUUUUGAUGGAUUGGUGGAAGAAGAUGACAAGGACAAAGCAAAAAGAGUAUCUAGAAACAAAUCUGAAAAGAAACGUAGAGAUCAGUUUAAUGUUCUCAUUAAAGAACUGGGAUCCAUGCUUCCUGGUAAUGCUAGAAAGAUGGACAAAUCUACUGUUCUACAGAAGAGCAUUGAUUUUUUACGAAAACAUAAAGAGAUCACUGCACAGUCAGAUGCUAGUGAAAUUCGACAGGACUGGAAACCUACAUUCCUUAGUAAUGAAGAGUUUACACAAUUAAUGCUAGAGGCUCUUGAUGGUUUUUUUUUAGCAAUUAUGACAGAUGGAAGCAUAAUAUAUGUGUCUGAGAGUGUAACUUCAUUACUUGAACAUUUACCAUCUGAUCUUGUGGAUCAAAGUGUAUUUAAUUUUAUCCCAGAGGGCGAACAUUCAGAGGUUUAUAAAAUACUCUCUACCCAUCUUCUGGAAAGUGACUCCUUAACCCCUGAGUAUUUAAAAUCAAAAAAUCAGUUAGAAUUUUGUUGUCAUAUGCUUCGAGGAACAAUAGACCCAAAGGAACCAUCUACUUAUGAAUAUGUGAAAUUUAUAGGAAAUUUCAAAUCUUUAAACAGUGUAUCCACCUCAGCACACAAUGGUUUUGAAGGAAUGACACCACGCACACACAGGCCUUCUUAUGAAGAUAGAGUUUGUUUUGUAGCUACUGUCAGAUUAGCUACACCUCAGUUCAUCAAGGAAAUGUGCACUGUUGAAGAACCUAAUGAAGAGUUUACAUCUAGACAUAGUUUAGAAUGGAAGUUUCUAUUUCUGGAUCACAGGGCCCCACCCAUAAUAGGGUAUUUGCCAUUUGAAGUUCUGGGAACAUCAGGCUAUGAUUAUUAUCAUGUGGAUGACCUAGAAAACCUGGCAAAAUGUCAUGAGCACUUAAUGCAGUACGGGAAAGGCAAAUCAUGUUAUUAUAGGUUCCUGACUAAAGGACAACAAUGGAUUUGGCUUCAGACUCACUAUUAUAUCACUUAUCAUCAGUGGAAUUCAAGGCCAGAGUUUAUUGUUUGUACUCACACCGUAGUAAGUUAUGCGGAAGUUAGGGCUGAAAGACGACGAGAACUUGGCAUUGAAGAGUCUCUUCCGGAGACAGCUGCUGACAAAAGCCAAGAUUCUGGGUCUGAUAAUCGUAUAAGUACAAUCAGUCUCAAGGAAGCGUUGGAAAGGUUUGACCGCAGCCCGACUCCGUCCGCUUCCUCACGGAGUUCGAGGAAGUCCUCACACACAGCCGUCUCAGACUCUGCCUCAACACCAACAAAGAUCCCAGCAGACACGAGCACCCCUCCCAGGCAGCAUCUGCCAGCCCAUGAGAAGAUGGUACCAAGGAGGCCCUCGCUUGGUGGUCAGUCCCUAAAUUCCCAGUCUGUUGGUCAAUCAUUAACACAGCCAGUGAUGUCUCAAGCUGCAAAUGUAUCAGUUCCACAAGGCAUCUCUCAGUUUCAGUUCUCAGCUCAGUUAGGAGCCAUGCAGCAUCUGAAAGACCAGUUGGAGCAACGGACACGGAUGAUAGAGGCAAAUAUUCAUCGGCAACAAGAAGAAUUAAGAAAAAUUCAGGAACAACUUCAAAUGGUCCAUGGUCAAGGGCUGCAGAUGUUUUUACAGCAGUCAACCCCUGGAUUGAAUUUUGGUUCUGUUCAGCUUUCUUCUGGAAAUCCAUCAAAUCUUCAGCAGCUCACAUCUAUAAGUAUGCAAGGCCAAGUUGUUCAAAAUAACCAGAUUCAAAGUGGAAUGAAUGCUGGACCCAUUAGCACAGCUCAGCAUGUGAUACAGCAGCAGACUGUACAGAAUUCAUCAAGUCAGCAGAGUCAACAAAACGUUCUGAGCGGGCACAGUCAACAGACAUCUCUCCCUAGUCAGACGCAGGGCACUCUGACGGCCCCACUGUACAACACCAUGGUGAUUUCUCAGCCGGCGGCCAGCAGCAUGGUCCAGAUUCCAUCUAGCAUGCCACAGAACAGUUCCCAGAGUGCUGCACUGGCUGCGUUCCCUCAGGACAGACAGAUGAGAUUUUCUCAAGGUCAGCAACUUGUGACCAAAUUAGUCACUGCUCCCGUGGCAUGUGGGGCUGUGAUGGUGCCAAGCGCCAUGCUCAUGGGGCCGGUGGUGACUGCCUACCCUGCUGUGGCUUCACACCAGCAGCCACAGGCCCUGUCAGUCCCGCAGCAGCAGCAGCAGCAGCAGCAGCAGCAGCAGCAGCAGCAGCAGCAGCAGCAGCAGCAGCAGCAGAGCUCCCAGGACCAGCCGCUGCCUUCCGUUCAGCAGGCAUCUCAGGCUCAGCUGCCUCAGCCACCGCAGCAGUUUUUACAGACUUCCAGGUUGCUCCGGGGGAGCCCCUCAGCUCAGCUGAUCCUCUCUGCUGCAUUUCCCCUGCAGCAGAGCCCUUUCCCUCAGUCACACCAGCAGCAGCAGCAGCAGCUGAGUCGGCACAGGACUGAUGCUCUGACCGACCCUUCCAAGGUUCAGCCGCAGUAGUGUCGGCGCAUCCUCUGUGCCCUCCAGCUAGAAGGGCCUUGCAGUUGCUCAGAUGAUCUGAGAAUGGGAUGGAAAGUUCCAGCGGUUUCAUGAGAUUGCAGUAUUGAGUGUUCUAGCUCCUGGAGUUUGUUAGCAGGGAGGACGCUGCCUCGUGCUGCAGGUGUGUGUCAGAUGGCGGCCAGCGGGAGGGGAUGGGGGCGGGGGGCCACAGCCAGUUCUCCCUCUGCUGUACUUGCCCAGAAAUCAUUUGCUGGAAGAAGAGUAUGUUGCCAAACGUUAAGAAGCUCAGCUAUGAAACGUGACCUGCGGUGAAUCAGAAAGGCCCUGACAGUGACUUGGUGGUUCUGUGCCUGUGUUCACGUGUGGGAGGACGCAGCGCUGCCCCAUCAGGGCUUUGCUUACAGUGAGGCCGUGAUGGAAUCAUAAUUCAUUUCAGAGCCGUGUAGCUUUACGUUCUCUGUGUACAGAUGCUGUAAAAACAAUAGUAUGUAUAUGUCUGGAUAAAAGGACAGAAAGCAAAACAUUUCGUAUGCUGCAUGCAGAGAUUGUCUCCUCCGAGAUGUGCGUACAUUUCCCUAGAUUCUGAUGCCUCAUGCAAACUGAUAGAGCCUCUGUCUCCCCUCCUGUUCGCAGCACAGUCGUGUUGGGUGUGUUGUCCCUGGCACAGGGCUUUCUGUUCCUGCUUUGGCUGCGACGUCUCAGUUUGUUCAGGGAGGUGUGAUGUGCUGCUGGGGAUGGAUGUUUUUUCAGGUUAAAUGAUUUGAAACAGGAUCUUCAAGUUACUCAGAAAUAUCCCUCGUUUCAUUAUUUUUCAAUUAUGUUUGCAAAUAGGAUUUGCACUGUUUUCAGAUAGUUGGGAGGUUUGAUCACAUAUUUUGAUCUAGUUUAUAGUGGAAAUAGUUGUGUAAAUGGUUUUCAACAAGCCUGAAAGUAAUUUCAAGAAUGUUUCAGUUAGAAGAGUAAAAUUUGCACACAAAAUAUUUUAGGCACUUUUUAGCAUUCUCACUGGUGGGAAUUUUAACUUUUAGGAUUUGUUGGAAUCUUUUUAUUCUUCACAGUUUUAAUGCUUCUUUUAGAUAUGAUUCAGGGUUAUUUGAGCGGAAAAAAAAAACCCAUAGUGCCUUGAUUUUGAUUCAGGUGAGAAUUCACCAUCUUGAACUCAUUGUCUGGUUUCAGUAGCAGUUUGGAAAUCUUAGUACAUUUUUAAUAGCAUGUGGAUGUCAGUGCCAUUAAGUUCCUGUGAAGACUGUUUGAGCCUCUUAGUUUAGAGGUUCAAGGAAUUUUGAAAUAAAAGGUGACAUCCUAAUGACACUCUCGGAGUUAUUCAUAUGAUCACAAAAUUAUUUUCCUAAAUCAGCAUUUUUCUUAAAGCUGUGUAAUCAUUUAGAAAUUACUAGUAACUAUUUGCUCAGUAUGACCUUAACAUCCUACAAAGAAAAAAGAAGUAGAAAUUGGCUUUCUCUUCACUGCAACCCUAGAAUAUUUUAGCUCACAUGCUUCAUAAACGUGAACUAAGAUUUCAGCUGGCGGCAGUAUCAUAUUAUACAGGUAGUAAGUUCCAACCAGAACUGCAUACAUUACAAAAAUUAUAUAUUUUAUGGUACUAAUAAUUAUAAUUACAGAACAAAGAAAAAUUAAUGGGAAACUAUCUUAUUAGAAUAUCAAAAAUGAUUGAGGAAAGGCAAGCUUACUAAAGCAAGCCGUAAUAAAUCAAAACUGACCUUAAAAGAGAAUGUAUGACAGAAUUAAGGUUGUUAAGCAGAAAAGGUUUUGAACAAUGAAAAUAACCUAAUAUGGAGUUGCUGCAUAACAGCGGAGUGGGGAGGGUGUCAGUCCAUUAAGACUUUUCUGUCCUCAGCUUUACUAUUAACCUUAAGGGAUGGACUUUGUCUUUCUGUGGGAAACCAUACCUGGCCACACUUAAACUAGAAAAUUAAUGCUGAAAAGAAAACGACCAAAGAAAGUUGGUACCUACUCUCUAUAAAAGGAGUGUCACUAGAUGCCAGUCAGUAAUUACAUAUCAAGGACUCCUCUUCUAGCUAAGUGAUCAUUGAAAGAGGGUGUUGACUUUCUCAUGAAUGUCAAGGCUAGAGUCAAAGUGAGCAUGUGCUUUGUGCGUAUUCGCACGUGGACACACGGCUGCCACAGACACACACAGCAGCCUUUCCCCCUUCGAGUCGCCUCUUACCUAUGCCUCUCCGUGUGUUUCUGGGUUGUGCCUCGUUUGCUUAGUGGUGGUAUGCAGUGAUGCAGAUUCAGCACACAAGCGACACGAAGAACUGUUAAAUCCCCCAGUGUCUCCUGAGUCCCGUAGGUAAAAAGAAAGCUGGAGCCGUGAGCACCGUGUUCAGGUCAACACACGCCAAGCAUAAGCCAAGCCACGAGGUAAACCUACCUCUAGACGGUUGGUUCACCGUCUCCUCUGCCAGACCUUUUGAGUAUUGUCAUCCUCACAAUACUAGGGAAGAAAAUUAGACAGGAGUUUGCUUUAUAAUUCUUGUUGUUCCUCGGGACAGGUUAUUUUGUGUUUGUUCUUGCUUAGACCUGGUUGCUGCGUUUUGAAGAGCAGCUAGCCGCUUUGCUUUUUUUGCCUCUUCGCAUGGCUUUCUUCCUCCUGUUCCCCUGGCCCUCUGGUUACAGAGCUCCCCCUCACACCCCCACAGGUGGAGACUGGAGGUGUCAAUGAAGACCCAGCUGCUGCCUGAUUUCAUUCAUUUCUGUAGCCAAAGUUGUUCAUUAAAAUUCCCAAUCUAAGUCAUGAAAAAAUACCAAAUAGGAGCACCUUUCAGUUACUUAAAAAUCUUACUUCCCUCUGCUUUAUUCUCAUAGACAUUCAGCUUUUCUUAAAAAAAAAAAAACAAA
Molecule: messenger RNA, 5934 nt
Organism: Sus scrofa (pig)
Lineage: Eukaryota; Metazoa; Chordata; Mammalia; Artiodactyla; Suidae
Gene: CLOCK
Product: clock circadian regulator
Biological process (GO): regulation of transcription by RNA polymerase II; circadian regulation of gene expression
Cellular component (GO): cytoplasm; nucleus; CLOCK-BMAL transcription complex
Molecular function (GO): DNA-binding transcription factor activity, RNA polymerase II-specific; E-box binding; protein dimerization activity
Source: RefSeq, a predicted model, not a curated record